AUGAAGACGUCGACGAGCUACCUUCUGGCCGUGGCCUGCUCCUUGGCUUUAAUCGGCGCUGUCCAGGCGGAUUGCUGUCGCGACUCGUUGACCCUGUCGUAUGCCGUGGAGGGCGGAACAUGCAGCGAUGCGGGCGGACACAGCGGCACCGAGGGCUGCACCAUAACCAUAUGCGCCGACGGCAAGGCACAGGUGGGCACCUUCUGUGGACGGGGUACUUGUUUUCUCUUCGGCUGUGCCUGCAAGGGUGGCUGUAUUUCUGGCAAUUGGAAGCAAAGUUUCCUGGAUAUCAACAAAGAUCAUAAGAUUACUGUUACGGGCGAGAUAUGGAAUUCGUGA
Molecule: messenger RNA, 339 nt
Organism: Drosophila montana
Lineage: Eukaryota; Metazoa; Arthropoda; Insecta; Diptera; Drosophilidae
Product: protein Diedel-like
Exons: 1
Coding region: 1-339 (112 amino acids)
Source: RefSeq, a predicted model, not a curated record